Messenger RNA from Caenorhabditis remanei, 1317 nucleotides. RefSeq lists its product as uncharacterized. The coding region runs from base 1 to 1317 and encodes 438 amino acids. The record is from RefSeq and is a predicted model, not a curated record. Gene Ontology annotation, molecular function: protein binding. Lineage: Eukaryota; Metazoa; Nematoda; Chromadorea; Rhabditida; Rhabditidae. Gene Ontology annotation, biological process: innate immune response. The transcript has 5 exons.
AUGUCAGCCGAAGAACAGUCGGCGGUAAUUGAAACAUGCGUUUUGUAUGACAUUUUGAACUGGAAAACCGCCGAAAGCUCCUAUGAGACAAUGCGCCAAAUGCUCGGCAACGACAUGAUCUCUUUCGACGAUUAUCAAUCGAUUUUUGUCAAAAAAGUACAAACGAAUUGGGAUGAGACCAUCAAUAGAAUCAAUCUCCGCGACUUUCUGAUGACAAACAAGUUUUCUAUGCGUACGUGCAUUCUCAAUGACGUCAUCAAUGGCGUUUCAAUCGAUCGAUCGUACAGAAAAGUGUUGGAAGUCGUCGGAAAUAUCCGAAUUUCGUAUCCGACUUUCGAUUUCUGGUACUACUGGUUCUACAACGGAAAACGCGAUUUGUUCUACGAUAUCUCCAAGCAUCCACGUCCGACAACUUUCUCUCAACUUCCAGUCGAUACUCUCAAUAAAAUAUUGAAUUACACCGAGUUCAGAGAUCACAUCUGCCUUGAAAAAGUAUCCCGCGGCCUUCGUUCAGUCAUCUCUGAACGUACUCCACUCUACGAAUCAAUCGAGAUGAUAUGCGACGACAAUUGGAUUUCAGUGUCAUUCAACGAUUUGAAUAUCUGCUACCGUAAUACAGCCAUCGUCAGUACUUGUCUCUAUGAACCAUUGCGUGGAGCACUCCGAGAUAUUAUGGUUGCUCUCAGAAAUCCGAAACUUCAUUUGGAAAGUCUCGAGAUUAGUUAUCAUUGGGAGAAGGAUAGAGAGAUGAGAUGGUUUGCUGAGCAGAUCAAAAAUGAAAUAAAAUCGUUGAAUCAUCAGCUUUCAGUCAGAAAAAUAACAUUGAAAGUGUCCAACGAGGCUCAAGUUCACGCGAUUCUUCCAUUUUUGAAGGCGGGAAUUCUCGAGGAAAUCGAUAUUUAUGGGAUCGAUAUGUUCUGGAUGCAGAAUUUCGGAACCUAUAAUAUCAUACAGAUGGAUCAGUACAACAAGGCGAAACUCGUCAGAAUCAUGUUCUCCACUGGAUUCUUUCUCUUCGAUCGAAUCUCCGACGCCGUUUUGUGUGGAUUCAAGUUCUACUGUCUCACUAUGGACACCCUGUUCAGCUUGAGAAAUAUAUUCUCCCGCUCUCCAACUUUCAAACACUGUAACAUCGAGUGCGUCUAUCUUCCACUCAUCGAAGAACUCGCCGUCGAAUUGGGUCUUCGUCUGGAACCGGGGAAUUAUCUUCCAGUAUUCUAUCAAUAUCUCAUCCCAGACUCUACCGACGUUUUGAUCUACGAAUUCUGGAUGGAUCACAUCGAAAUUCGUCGUGUUUCAUACAUGGAAAUGCUCUAA